Ectocarpus sp. CCAP 1310/34 is the source of this 2396-nucleotide messenger RNA. NCBI's taxonomy places the organism in Eukaryota, Phaeophyceae, Ectocarpales, Ectocarpaceae. The record is from the annotation of a GenBank genome assembly.
AUGCACGGAAUAUUGUGGCACAGUCCCGAGCGGUUCACCCAGGCGCCGGCACGUGUUCGAAAGGCGGACGUUGUGCCCCCCCAGCCGUCGAUGCUUUUUGUGGACGCGGUUGCUGUGCCCUCCGAGACGUCGGAGUUCAUUCCCCAGGCGGUAGCGGCGUCCCCCGAGCCGUCGGUGCCUGUUUCCAGCACGAGAGUUGCGCGCGCCCAGCCAUCGGGGCGUGAUCAAGAGGCGGUAAUUGUGCCCCCCAAGCCGUCGGCUGUCCAAGAGAUAGUAGUUGUGCCGCCCCAGUCGCCGGAGCCUACUCAAGGGACGGCAGCUGCCGCCCCCCUGCCGUCCACGUCUGUUUUCAGCGUGGGAGUUGCAACUCCCCAGCCAUCGGGGCGUGUUGUCAGGGGGGCAGUUGCGCGCGCCCAGCCGUCGACGCCUGUGCAAAGCACGGUAGUUGUGCCCCCCCAGUCGCCGGAGCCUUCUCAAGGGGCGGAAGCUUCCCCCCUCUUGCCGUCGGCGCCUGUUUUCAAUAUGAGAGUUGCGCCUCCCGAGCCAUCGGGGCGUGUUGUCAGGGGCGGAGCUGCGCGCGCCAAGCCGUCGACGCCUGUGCAAAGCACGGUAGUUGUGCCCCCCCAGUCGCCGGAGCCUACUCGAGGGACGGAAGCUGCCCCCCUCUUGCCGUCGGCGCCUGUUUACAGCUUGGGAGUCGCGCCCCCGAAGCCAUCGGGGCGUGCUGUCAGGGGGGGAUCUGCGCGCGCCAAGCCGUCGAAGCCUGUCCAACAGGCGGUAGUUGUGCCCCCCCAGUCGCCGGAGCCUACUCGAGGGACGGAAGCUUCCCCCCUCUUGCCGUCGGCGCCUGUUUUCAAUAUGGGAGUUGCGCCUCCCGAGCCAUCGGGGCGUGCUGUCAGGGGGGGAUCUGCGCGCGCCAAGCCGUCGACGCCUGUCCAACAGGCGGUGGUUGUGCCCCCUCAGCCGUUUACGCAUGUUGAAGAGGCAGUAGGUGCGCCCCCCCAGCCAUCGGCGCCCGUUGAAAAGGUGGACGUUGCGCGUCCCCAGCCGCCAAUGCCUGUUGAAGAAAUCAAGCCGUCGGCUCCUGUUGAAGAGGGGGUGGUUGAGCCCCCCCAGCCGCCGGCGCCUGUCGACGAGACGGUGGUUGUGCCCCCCCAGCCGACCACCCCUGUUCAAGAGACGGUGGUUGUGCCCCCCCAGCCGACCAUCCCUGUUCAAGAGACGGUGGUUGUGCCCCCCCAGCCGCCGGCGCCUGUUGCAGAACCUGAAGUUGCGCUCCCCGCCCCGUCUGUGCCUGUUCAAGAGACGGUGGUUGUGCCUCCCCAGCCUUCCACGCCUGUUCAAGAGACGGUAGUUGUACCCCAUCAGCCCCCGGCGCCUGUUGAAGAACCAGAGGUUGCGCCCCCCCAGCCGCCAGCGCCCGUUGAAGACACGGAAGGGAAGACGAGGAAAGGGCUUUUGGCAAGAAUAUUCAAGUGGGUCACCAGCUGCGAGUGCAUAUCAGAAGGAGGGUGUCCAACCUUCUAAUUGUUGUUUCUGUAGGCAGACUGCUAUUCACUUGACAGCAAGAUGGAGUGGCAAGGGAGGGCUCGGGGUCUGCCGGUAUAUCCUGUUCUCUCUCUCUCUCUCUCUCUCUCUCUCUCUCUCUCUCUCUCUCUCUCGCUCGUGCUCUCUCUCGUGUUUGUGUUUCCUGUGAAGAGACGGGAUGUAGAUAUCUUCGGAAAAGACUUGCCUGCACCAAAGACUGGGUUGGCUGCACGACCAUGAAUGACACCACGCGUCACCCAGGUCGUCUCGAUUCUUUUUUCAGUCCAGCUACUUUUUUGUUCCGAUGUAUAUGGUGUGAGUACGUCCAGAUUUGGCAUGAAGCCACUAUUGUAGUUGGUGGUUGUGGUGACCUUUGGAAUUCAAAUGCGUUGUGUGCCGGGGAAUUAUGGAUGAAUAUUGGCGCGUGCGAAUUCAGCACGCAAUGAAGUUGUAUUUAUCCGUUGUUCUGAUGAAGGGUUGUUUCGAAUGAUGAUAUUUGCCGUGUAUAUUUUGUGUUUUAGCGAAAUGAAGAACAUGUCGAGAAAAAGCUCCAUGUGGUGCAGUGAGACCCCAGUUGUUGCGUCAAACGUGUGCACCAAAUUGUGUGUAGACCGGCGCCAGAAGAGAUAGGACGAAUACACGCAGCGAAUCCAAGAUGAUGUGGCUCGUGCAGGCCCAAGAGAAUCCCAUGCAGGGGCAAAUGUAGUUUAGAACGACGUAGGUAGCGGGAAUGGUGUAGAAGAAAAUAGGCCUUCCAUCCUCAAUGAUCUUCCAUGCUAUUCGCGUACAUCAAUCGGACACCGAAGAACGGUGGUAGUAGGAAGAACCAAGAAAAAUAAUUGGCAAGCUCGAGACGGAAGUCGUAGAGA